CAAACACACACUGAAUGAGAGACGCGCAGCCUGUCCCAGGUACCCGACAAUGUGUUGCGUCUCCGACUAAUGAAAUACGCGCUCCGCGGCGACUCCUCGACAAAAGAAAUACAUCGUUCGAUACUUUGUAACAACCUGGAAUAACACAGCCCGUGUGAUUAAAGCGGGGAAGAAUCGACGCUUUGGAAAUAAAAUCCACCUCCUCGUUGCCAACGUGAAAAGGGGAUUUUGGACGGACAUGAAGACCAAAAAGGGUAUGCUGGCGAUGUCUGGCAGCGAGACGGAGGAUGAGGACAGUUUGGACGUGCCCCUGGACCUCUCCUCAAACGGCUGUGGGUCGGGGAAGAGAAAACGGAGAGGAAACCUGCCCAAAGAGUCCGUACAGAUACUCCGCGACUGGCUCUACCAACACCGCUACAACGCCUAUCCAUCGGAACAAGAGAAAGCUUUGCUCUCCAAGCAAACGCACCUCUCCACACUACAGGUGUGUAACUGGUUCAUAAACGCUCGGCGGCGACUCCUUCCCGAGAUGCUCCGGAAAGACGGCAAAGACCCCAACCAGUUCACCAUCUCCCGACGGGGCAGCAAAGGCGGCGAAAUGCUGAGCGACAACUCACAGUCCCCCAAGCAUGGCCUCCUCGCCAACGGUGAAGACCGCAACGGCUAUGAGCCCGGUUCUCCACACGCGACCACCAACACACCCAUCUCUACCGGUUACCCUAAAAAAGCCCUGUCGCCCAAAACACCCCCCUCACCCGGACCUGUCUUACCCAGACCCUCCGUUAUCUGCCACACCACCAUCACCACAGCCACGCAAGGCAGCCGAGUGCCUGGUCUGGGGGUCGAGGGAGCCACAGAGCUUCCGAUCACAGAGGCAGCAGCCCUGUUCGCAUGUCGCGGGGGUGUGGGGGUGAGCAGCGAGGGCAACCUCAGCCCCCAGAAUGGCCUGUUCAACACACCACCACCCACCCCACCCGACCUCACACAGGACUUCAGCGGCUUUCAGCUGCUGGUUGAUGUGGCAUUGAAGAGGGCCGCAGAAAUGGAGCUGCAGGCGAAACAGCUCCUCGCCUGAAGACAUAAAGAUGGAUGGAUGAAAGAGUUCCAUCGAUGUUUGUUUCUUGCUCCCCCGAUCCCGCGCCAACCGAACUUCACGUGGAGUUCAAAAACUUGACUGAGCAACCGAAAGCAAACAAGCAUGGCCUGAUCAUUUCUAUUUUUGGUAAAUGUAAAUCAAAUUGAUGAGGAUUCCUUUAUGUAAAGCAUUUCAAGGUGCCUUGGCAGUCAGUUCUUUUUUUUUGUAUUCCAUUUAUAUGUAAAUAAAUAUGUAUCUUUUGUUUUGUACACAGGGGACCAAAACCAAACACAGUAAAACAACUUCCUGUUUUAUCCUUGUUUGGAGAAGACGAGUUCUUCUCUUCGUUUCAUUCCUCACGAGUCUUUCUUUCUGGCUCUACGAUUGUCGACUUUGCCUCAUUUUUAGAAAACGCGUCUGAUAAUGUUCACUCUGCCUCAGUUUUUUUGCACAAAAUGGCAGGUCAUCUCAGUAUCGUAUCAACUCUAGCUUUCUCUCCGACAGACUGUAAUCACUACUGCACCGGGUCGUUCUGUGUCUCAUAGAUGUUCGGUUUUUGUAUUUUGUUGUAAAGUUUCAAAUGCUGUCUUUAGUAUUGUUUUCUUUUCAUUUAUCUUGAGGGAUGUUCAGAUGUAGCAGAACCUAUAGUCUGAGAUUUUUCCUCUGAAUACUCAGUGUAGAAACGGCCAGUGAAUGUGCCCACAUGCUCCCCAACCCACCCCUACACACACACACAUACAAACACACAAACGAGCUGGAAGAAAUAACACUACAUGAAUUGUAUUAGAUUUUUUUUGUUUGUUUGUUUAUCAAGUUGAGACCACUUUCAGAGGUUCAAAGGAAAGAAUGGUUUUAUGUCACCAAAAAUAUUGAUUUAAAGGUUUUGGGACCUUAGAACAGUGCAUUUACAGUAGCCAAUGUGACAUGAUGCCCAAUGAUAUGUGACUUCUCCUCCUUACUGUGCAAUGUAUGUGGCAAAUAGGGGUCACAAGGUGUUUAAAUAAAGUUUUGUUUUCUA
Molecule: messenger RNA, 2093 nt
Organism: Triplophysa dalaica
Lineage: Eukaryota; Metazoa; Chordata; Actinopteri; Cypriniformes; Nemacheilidae
Gene: tgif1
Product: TGFB-induced factor homeobox 1
Exons: 3
Coding region: 239-1075 (278 amino acids)
Biological process (GO): regulation of transcription by RNA polymerase II
Molecular function (GO): RNA polymerase II cis-regulatory region sequence-specific DNA binding; DNA-binding transcription factor activity, RNA polymerase II-specific
Source: RefSeq, a predicted model, not a curated record